Anguilla rostrata (American eel) is the source of this 3371-nucleotide messenger RNA. It is a transcript of the gene homezb, whose product is annotated as homeobox and leucine zipper encoding b. Gene Ontology annotation, molecular function: DNA-binding transcription factor activity, RNA polymerase II-specific; DNA binding. Bases 686 to 2761 code for a protein of 691 amino acids. The transcript is spliced from 3 exons. The record is from RefSeq and is a predicted model, not a curated record. Lineage: Eukaryota; Metazoa; Chordata; Actinopteri; Anguilliformes; Anguillidae. Gene Ontology annotation, biological process: regulation of transcription by RNA polymerase II. Gene Ontology annotation, cellular component: nucleus.
AUCACAGAAAUGGCGGAAGGGCCAAGGGCUCGUAUCUGAGUAAGCCCGGGGACACUCACGAAUUUGCCGGAAAGAUUUAAUUUGGGCAGUGCGCAGUUAGCAUGCUAUAGUGUCUGUACGAUGCCCUGUACGACAUACACAUACGUGUAGCAUAACAAACAGUGCUGUCCGCACAUGUUCCCCCGAAACCCCCUUGCUUUACCCCAGCGAGCUGAACAACCGUUAGCGCAGGAGACAGCAAGCUCUACGGCGUUUCAUAUAUUUAGGAAACGGGAGACGAGCGAAGGUAUCUGGCGAACUAAAAGCAAAGCACAUUCUGGAAAGAAAUGACGACACUUGCAAUGCAGUAACUCCCGCUGUCGCUUUCCGUUUCACUAGAAAUAACAGAGGGAGGACAGAAGUUUUGUAAUUGGACUCCAAGAGGAUAGAGUGGAGACAGAAGGGCCUGUGAUUGGUCAGAAUUUGGGGACUGAUUCAAGCAGCUAGACCAAGACAGGACUACUCACCAGCUCAGUCAGAAACAGCUGAGGGGUCUGCUCUGAGGUGGAGGUCCAAUCUGGCACAAACUCCAUUACCCAGCAGGCUCAGCCACAGCACCAUCCUUGUGCUUUCAGCCUCUGGAAAUCACCUUUCCCACACACACAGCCAAUCAAGUGUUAAUCAGUUAAAACAGUUUUAAAAAGCUAUGGAGAGCAGCCCCGUCCCCCAGACAGAGAGGGACCCCUCGGGGAUCAGCUGCGACCCCAGGGAAGAGUGGUCGGAGAUACGGGGGAUUGGCGGCCGUGCGGAGGAUAAGGAGGAGCAGGAGCAGGAGGAAAAGGAGGCGCAGGGGAGUGCAGAGGAAGAGGAGGAGCAGGAGAAAACAGGGAGCGGAGGAAGGGCCAGCGUGGAGGAGGAGAGCGGUGGGGGAGGGGGCUACGCCUGUGGGAUCUGCGGUUUCCAUGCAGGGGACGUCCGAGGACUCAGCCAGCACCUGCACACCGUCCAUCCCGUCUCCAGCCUGGCCGCACUGAGCGUGUGCGAGGAGCAGCCCAUGUCCCAGGAUGGGGGGUCGUUGUCAGUGGUGACGGACAGUGAUCCCGGCAGUGUAACACGGAGCGAGCUCGAGGAGGCGGGACCCAAAGAGGGAGGGGCGCGGCCAGACAGCGACUCUCCUGUCCUUAGCCAGGGGUGCCCCCCCCGGCUGCCCCCCCUGCCCCCCGGUCACUCGGACAGCGAGGGCAGCAGCGAGGGCGGGGCAGGCUCGGGCCAUAACCGCGCGGCCGUGGUGUGUCUCCCCCUGGUGGCGGAGGGGCUGAAGCUGGUGUGGACGCGCUCGGACCAGACGCAGGAGCUAGACGGCGUGCCGGAGCUGGUGCAGGCCUUCAACGCCUUCCCCUACCCCACGGCGGCGGAGGCGGGGGCGCUGGCGCGGGGGUGUGGCCUGCCGCUCGACGCCGUCAGGGUGUGGUUCAUGGUGCAGCGCGUGCGCUACGGCAUCAGCUGGGCGGGCGAGGAGAUCGAGGAGACGCGCCGCAAGCUGGCCGCCAUCCAGGGCCUCCGCCCACCGCUCCCCAAACAGGAGGAGGAGGGGGACCAGGAGGAGGUGGAGGAGGAGGAGAUGCGCACUUACUCGCCCAAGUUCUGGGGAAGCGGCGACGGGCAGCGGGGGAUGGGCGGAGUCACGGGCGGCGGCGUGCGGGACUUCCUGUUCCGGCGGACCCGGCCGCUCUACCUGUCGCGAGGCCGCCGCCCCCUGGCGCUGAGGCGGGGGCUGGACCCCGCCCCCAGCCCUCUGUUCGUGGUGGCGCCGCCUGGGCUUGGCGGGCAGGGGCGGGGCAGGAAGUCGCGGCUGCAGCUCCGAGCCCUGCGCCGCAGCUUCCUGCGGGAUAACUGGCUGUCGGAGGCGGAGCUUCGGCGGCUGCAGGCGGAGACCGGCCUAUCCCGCGGCGAGGUGCGCAAGUGGUUCAGCGACAGCCGCUACCAGCUGAGGAGCAACGGGCAGCGCCCGCCGCAGGGGGCGGGGCAGGAACACGCAGCAGGGGGCGGAGCUGAGGACGGCCUGCUGGACAGCAGCGUGGAGGAGGACAUGGUGGUCUCCGUGGAGAGCCCCAGGACGCCGCCCGCAGACAGCGCCGGCGUUUGGGCGGAGCGGGGCGGAGAGAAGGCGAAGGUGCUGAAGCAGGAGGACUCUCCACUGGAUCCGACGUCCUGCCUUGCCUCCUCGUCCCCGAGCCCGGUCCUCCUGACCAGCAGGGGGCGCCUGCGCAAGACCAAAGAGCAGCUGGCGGUGCUGAAGCAGUUCUUCCUGCGCUGCCAGUGGCCCACCAGCGAGGACUACACGCAGCUGGUGCAGCAGACCCGCCUGCCCCGCCCCGACGUCAUCCAGUGGUUCGGCGACGCCCGCUACCGUGUGAAGAACGGGAACCUGCGCUGGGUGCGCAGCAAGCGCGAGCACGACCAGAUCAUGGCGGAGAUCGCCCACGGCGACCGCCGCAGGAACAUGGAGAAUGGGGGCGGAGCCACCGACGUGCCGGCUCCGCCCCCUGCGGGCGCCCGGGGCGUGGCCGAGCCGGCGGCGGCGGAAAAGGCCAAGAGCGCGGCGGGCGGGACGGACAUCCGGCCGCUGGAGCUGUUCUGGAGGCAGACGGGGGCGGAGCCUGGAGAGGCCGAUCUGAGCGCGCUCUGUAGGAAGUCGGGCAUGAGCGCGCAGCAGGUGCGCGACUGGUUCACCUUUCAGGAGAGCGGCAUGGCGGAGGUGGAGGUCAACAUCAGCGACUGAGCACCGCCUCCCCCCUCCCCCCACAGCCCUUCCUAUCUCUCUGCCCCGUGUCACCUGAACAAGGUGUGUGUGUGUGUGUGUGUGUGUGAGAUAUCACUCAAUGAUCAACCCAGGUUAUUUCUUAUGAAGUGAUUUUUGCAGGUGAGCACUUAUUUAUUUAUUUUUGUGUUUUUAAGGGCAUACCGCUGCCAUUAUAGCCAUUAUAUUACACAGUCCCGAGGUCCUCAUCUGUGGGGUAAACCUUGACAAGUUCACAUUCGUGUUUCGCUCUUUCCUUGGUGGCCAGAACCCCUGUUGAUUUGUCUGCAGUGUUGGAGGGAAAAUGUUCUGUGUGAGAGGGGGAAUGGUUGUCUUAUUUGGGCGGGGGGGGGCUUAGCAGCUUUUGCACCAAAAUGACUUCGCACAAUUUUGCAUUAUUGACAGCUCGUACUCCUUUCACUUAAUUCAUAUUAGAUUAUUUACCAAUCAUAUGUAACUCGUGUUGCUGAGUAUAAAAUAUGAUUUGUGUGCAACUAAGUUUAUUGUGUUUUUAUUAAAUUCAGUGUUUUGGAUUGUAAAUUCAGACAGAGCAUAUUUCACUUUCCACUCCAUAAAACAAAACAAAAAUGAA